AUGGUGGCUUAUGGAAACGAUGGGCACUUCUUCCUACUUGCUAGCAAAAAAAAUUCACUUAUGGAUACAUAUUUUGAGAACUCUGUUGAGAUCAGGAGUUGCGGAUCCGCUGGUGUUUGGGAGGGUCAGGAGAACAAGUGCGUGCCUCUUGUCCAGCGUCGUGUGCAGACCCAAUCGAUAUGUCCUGCCCUGAAACAGGCCCGCAAUGGUGUCAUCUCUCCUGCAAGCUGUACACAGGGUCCUUCCAGCUUUGGGGCCAUCUGCCACCUGCGGUGCAAUGCUGGCUUUGUGCCUACUGGACCUUUGCUGGCCUCCUGCAUGGCCCUGCAGGGCUGGUCCUUUGGAUCUGAUCUCAACUGUCAGCCGUUCGGCAGCAGCUUCUUCAACAAUCGACUGCCCUGGAUCCGAUCGCAGUCUCUGCAGAAUAUACCGCCCGUACAGCAGACAGCCACAAGAGCUCGGCCCUACAUCAAAUGUCCCGAGAAUGUGGUCAUCCUUCUGCAUCGCGGUGAGGUCAAGGCUCAUGUGACUCUGCAGAGGCCCGAGACAAAUCUGGACUACCGAAAUGUGGCUGUUUUUCCCGCCUGGGCCAAGCAGCUGGAGGCUCACCUUCCGGCUGGCGUCCACAAGAUUGGGUUCCGCGCUCAGGACCCACAGACGAGGCAGAGUGCCGCCUGUCAAACGAUCAUCACCAUCAAGGCGGCGCCAACGACAGAGUCCAAUUUAUUCACCUUUUCCUCCGCUCCAGUUCAGAGUCAUUCAGGGUUCUCCAGACCUGUUGCAUUUCCCACAUUUUCCUCCCGGUCUUCAGCCCCUGCCCCCGUACCGUUUCCCACAUUUCCCACACGGAGUACAGUCCGCCAACCAGCUCCAUUUCCAACAUUUUCCAGGCCCGCUCAAUUUGCCAGACUAUCUGCACUUCCUGAACCAUCGACCCCGUCUAGCCCCGCAUCCUUCCCAAGACUAGACUCUGUUCAAACGUCAAAGAAUCUCAUUGGUGUCGCUCCCGAGCGCAGUGAGAGCUUCAGGGUGGACCUGGGCUCAGAUACAUCCAACUAUUGCCCACCCUCGAUUGAGGUUCAUCUGAAGGAGAAUCAGAAUCUGCGUUCGGUUGUCUGGGAAGAGCCCCGCUUCGAAGGCAAAUUAUUGAAGAUCUUCAAGUCUCAUUUCCCGGGUGCUUUGUUUAGGCUGGGCGAUCAUGCCAUCAAAUACGAGGCAACCACCACUGACGGUGUGACCCUCAGCUGCAGUUUCCACAUUCAUGUCAAGGCUGCCAAGCCCACACCUGCACCUGCACAACCAGAGAUUGCCUAUCCCGAAUCCGAGUCCGAGUCCCUGUCCCUUAGUUCAGCGCCAGCACAACUAAGGGAGAAGCCUGCCGCCAGCGGCAGUCUGUUCGAUGGCCAUGAGUCCUAUGUGGUCUGUCCCGACAAAGAGCCCGUCCGAGUGACGGCCCACCAAUCCGUCAACCUGCCCGUGGGCUGUACUCUGAAGAACGUGCGCCCGCAAUCGAGUCCCCAGACGCAUCUGAAACGCGGCACCCUCACCUCGCUCUGGCAUAGGUACAAUGCGAAUUUCUAGAGCCCAGUACUUGGGGUAUAAGCUAUCUACUCGUUGAGCAAUUGAACGAGUAGAAUACUAUUGGAGGCGCCAUUUAUGCAAAUACUUUUUAUAUCUUUUUUUUUAAUGCCUAAUUUAAAUAAAUAAAUACUUUAAAUGUA
Molecule: messenger RNA, 1721 nt
Organism: Drosophila persimilis
Lineage: Eukaryota; Metazoa; Arthropoda; Insecta; Diptera; Drosophilidae
Exons: 6
Coding region: 1-1581 (526 amino acids)
Source: RefSeq, a predicted model, not a curated record